UCUUCUUCAUUCUCGCUUCUAAUGUUUCAUAAUGUUUACUUCUUAACUUUCGUCUGCUCGAGCACGCCUUUCGGCCAACGUCUGUGUGUAGUGUAUUCUCAAGUUUUACGUAGACGACGAUGCCCUUUUCUGUUUUCUAAAAGUAAACGGACUACCAAAUUUAGAAAGAUGGGGAAGGUUAUGUCGGCACUUGGCCGUAGAGCAACAAAACCAAUUAGAGACUUCAAUGUAGAGAGCAGAGCACACAGAGAAAUCACAAAGGAGAAGCGGCCAGUAGCACCAAGGCACGAAUCCACAAGACUAAUCAUAGAGGAAUCCAUUAGAAAUCAGCCAGAGGAGGUGAAGAAAAGUCUUGAGGAAAAAGAUGAUAUCUUGCUUAACAGACUGAAGCAGAUCUAUGUCACUUCAGAGGAUCCAAUGCCUACAAAGGAAAUCCCUGACAACCCAGAACGAUCACUACCGUCAGAUCGUUCAUAUGUAGCAGACCCUGAGUAUGGCUUUUAUGAACCAAAAGUAAGUAAUUGUUUUAUUACUUGUCCAGUACAUUGUCAGAUCCAUAUUUUUGGACACUGGCUUUAUUAGUAUAAAUCUUAUUAA
Molecule: messenger RNA, 597 nt
Organism: Penaeus monodon (black tiger shrimp)
Lineage: Eukaryota; Metazoa; Arthropoda; Malacostraca; Decapoda; Penaeidae
Product: NADH dehydrogenase [ubiquinone] 1 alpha subcomplex assembly factor 4-like
Exons: 4
Coding region: 22-582 (186 amino acids)
Biological process (GO): mitochondrial respiratory chain complex I assembly
Cellular component (GO): mitochondrion
Source: RefSeq, a predicted model, not a curated record